UUGGUUCAUCGGUUUUUACAGUCUAUAUAUUGCAGAAAUGGUUGUUUUCACAAAUUCGAUGUUCUGUUCAAUUCCGACAUGGAAACUGGGAAACCCAUCAAAGAUUAAGCAUAAUUCUAGUACAGCUAUACUCAAGAGCCCGACUUUAACAAGCUGUCAAGCCAAAAGAUGCUGUGAUUGUUAUGAUAUGUACAAAGAGUUAGUUCCAUAUGCUAAAGCGUGGUCCUGGCAAAAGACUAUUGUCGAUGAGAGGAAAGCACAAAUUGAAAGGGAUGAGGAUCUUGCUGACACACUCAUUGUGUUGCAGCAUCAGCCGGUUUAUACGUUGGGUACUGGUAGCUCUGAAGAGAAUAUACUUUUUGAUGUAAAGAAUGCUCCUUUUGAAUUGUAUCGAACAGAACGUGGUGGUGAAGUUACUUAUCAUGGCCCUGGUCAGCUAGUUAUGUACCCCAUCAUCAAUCUUCGAUAUCAUAAGAUGGAUCUUCAUUGGUACCUCAGGAGCCUUGAGGAGGUGAUUAUACGAGUUCUUUCUUCAUCAUUUUCUAUAGAGGCUUCAAGAAUUGAUGGCCUAACCGGUGUUUGGGUUGGGGGGCGGAAAUUAGCUGCAAUUGGCAUUCGAGUAUCUCACUGGGUCACAUAUCAUGGCCUGGCACUGAAUGUCACCACAGAUCUGUCACCCUUUCAACAGAUAGUUCCAUGUGGGAUUCGUGACCGUCAAGUUGGAAGCAUAAAAGGAUUGCUGAAGGAGCACUCCCACUCUAAUGGCCGUGGUACAGAAAACCAUCAGGACAUUGAUGAUGUCCAACUUAUUGAUAUUACUCAUAAAUCUUUAGUCAAGGAGUUUUGUGAAGUUUUUCAAGUUGAUCUCCAAUGUAACCCUUCACCUCUUUUAAUUUCUUGAGAAAAUCCUUCUCCUGGCUUGAUUAGGUUA
Molecule: messenger RNA, 931 nt
Organism: Solanum stenotomum
Lineage: Eukaryota; Viridiplantae; Streptophyta; Magnoliopsida; Solanales; Solanaceae
Product: octanoyltransferase LIP2p, chloroplastic
Exons: 4
Coding region: 38-901 (287 amino acids)
Biological process (GO): protein lipoylation
Cellular component (GO): mitochondrion
Molecular function (GO): lipoyl(octanoyl) transferase activity
Source: RefSeq, a predicted model, not a curated record